CUGGUGCCGCGCGCAGCGCACCGACCACCCGUCGUUCUGAGGGUCUCGUGGCUGCAGUCGGAGCAGUGCAGCAGCGGGUUGGAAUAGCGGUUCGCACCCGGUCAUGUCAAACAACAGCGCCGCCAACAGCAGCCUGGUCAUGGCCCAGAAGGCGGUGAAGCAGCUCCGUCUGGAGGCCAGUGUCCGCCGGAUCAAGGUUUCUCAGGCUGCUGCAGAACUGAAGACCUUCUGUUUGCAAAACGCUCACAAGGACCCUCUCCUGACUGGCGUGCCUUCCAGUGAUAACCCCUUCAGGCCUCCUAAGUCAUGUGUCCUCCUCUGAGGUCAGAGGAUCGCUGAGCAGACGCCUGUGGAUUCUCACAAUGUGCGCCACUGCUGGAGGCGAUGAAGAGGAGCAGGAACACCCAGCACUCCUGCACCUGAUGAUGAUGAUGAUGUUAUUAAAAUAGAAACGAAUGAUAUCUUAAUUAUAUCUCAUUUAUUUGUAUUUCUGGUUGCUGCUCAGCAUGGAUCAAAAUAAAUAUGAUUUCAUGUGUUUUUAUGUCCACAUCUUUUAUAACAUGUGAUGACCCAACAUGGGAGCAGAAUUCUGUUUCCUUCUUUGGUCUGAGUCGGUCUUCUUUAACAGAACAACGUUUCUCUGGUGUAAUGCUUAUUUCUCAUUAAAGCAUUCUUCAUGCCACUGA
This is a messenger RNA of Melanotaenia boesemani (Boeseman's rainbowfish), 686 nucleotides long. RefSeq lists its product as uncharacterized. The transcript is spliced from 3 exons. Gene Ontology annotation, biological process: G protein-coupled receptor signaling pathway. The coding region runs from base 104 to 322 and encodes 72 amino acids. NCBI's taxonomy places the organism in Eukaryota, Metazoa, Chordata, Actinopteri, Atheriniformes, Melanotaeniidae. Gene Ontology annotation, cellular component: heterotrimeric G-protein complex. The record is from RefSeq and is a predicted model, not a curated record. Gene Ontology annotation, molecular function: G-protein beta-subunit binding.